This is a messenger RNA of Lotus japonicus, 1356 nucleotides long. RefSeq lists its product as uncharacterized. The coding region runs from base 87 to 692 and encodes 201 amino acids. Gene Ontology annotation, molecular function: protein binding. The record is from RefSeq and is a predicted model, not a curated record. NCBI's taxonomy places the organism in Eukaryota, Viridiplantae, Streptophyta, Magnoliopsida, Fabales, Fabaceae. The transcript has 2 exons.
AGCACCAAAUCAGCAUUUGUUUUACAUAUAUUGCUACUUAAAUUAACAUUUUCAUUUUGCUGGUCAAAUACUCAAAUUCACUUGCAAUGUUUAGAAGAGCUUUCAUUGAGAAUGGAGAUACCUCCAACAUUGAAGUUAUAAUAUCAUCAGAUCGUAUUUCCCCACAAACUCAGGAGCCAAUAGUUCACACAGGGGCGGAACAGAGUUCCUUAAAACGAGAAUUGUACGCAUUUGCCUUCCAAAAUAUGUGGUGCCAAGCAAAAUCCAUUUAUGAUAAAUUUCCUGAUAUGGUACGUGUUCCCUUGAAUUCAAGUGGAGAUACAGCUCUUCAUGUUGCCGUGAGCGCAAACAACACUGAUUUUGUGAAAAAGCUUGUGAAGUUUGAACACUUGACCCCAAGAGACCUGGAAAUACCAAAUGCAGAGGCAAACACGGCGUUUUGCAUGGCUGCAAUUACAGGAGGCUGUGAAUUUUUACAAAUUAUGAUUGAAAAGAAUGACAAGUUGCCAUUGAUCCCUAGGAACGAUGACAAGAUGCUUCCAGUUCACUUGGCCACUUUAACGUGCUACCAUGAAAUUGUGCAAGAUUUGACAUCUGAGAAUCUAGUUCAGAGAAUGCAGCUCAAGGAUAUUGAGCGACUCCUUUUCAUGGCCAUUAAUUGCAGCAUGUAUGGUAAGACUACGAUUCUCUAAGAGCAUCUCCAAUGUAAGGUUCUUAGUUCUUAUUUUUGAGUUAAGAACUAAGAACUAAGAACUUUACCAUUGGAGGUGCUGACAAGGAGCUCUUAGUUCUUAAAAGGCUUAAUUGCAACUUUGGUCCCUGACGUUUACAAAAGUCACGAUUUUGGUCCCUCACCUAAUUUAAUUACAUAAAUCGUCCCUCACCUAACACUCUGUGAGCAACGUUAGUCAUUUUGUCAAUUUGCUAACGGAAGAAGGCUGAGGUGGAUUAAUAAUCUGACGUGUACGACACUGGGGAGUGAGAGAGAGUCACAUGGUAAAAGUGUUCCGUGACAAUCGGGUCGUCCUCCUCGCCGGUGUCCGUGCCGUAGUCGUCUUCCGUGAAGGUGAUGAGAACUUUCUGCUGCAGUGUACGGAGGGAGUUAGGACGAGGCCUUCCAGCGGCUGACAUGAUAACUCGAGUGCUCUUCUUCCGACUGUUGUUUGAUGGUCCACCUGCUGCCCAUCCUCCAGCAAUCGAUCCGACGUCGACCAGAUUGGUCUCGUGUCGUCGUCGUACGUCAUCUUGGUCCCGCCGUUCUGGAGAUCGGCGCUGAUCCGGACUUCUACGACGUUCGGGACUCCUGCGUCGGUCGGGGGUUCUAUGACGGGGACUCCUUUCUCGAGGGGGUGUACG